Lipotes vexillifer (Yangtze River dolphin) is the source of this 708-nucleotide messenger RNA. RefSeq names its product RAB20, member RAS oncogene family (gene RAB20). Lineage: Eukaryota; Metazoa; Chordata; Mammalia; Artiodactyla; Lipotidae. The record is from RefSeq and is a predicted model, not a curated record. Gene Ontology annotation, molecular function: GTP binding; GTPase activity. The transcript has 2 exons. Bases 1 to 708 code for a protein of 235 amino acids.
AUGAGGAAGCCCGACGGGAAGAUCGUACUUUUGGGGGACAUGAACGUGGGCAAGACGUCGCUGCUGCAGAGGUACAUGGAGCGGCGCUUCCCGGACACGGUCAGCACGGUGGGCGGUGCCUUCUACCUGAAGCAGUGGCGCUCCUACAACAUCUCCAUCUGGGACACUGCAGGGCGCGAGCAGUUCCAUGGCCUGGGCUCCAUGUACUGCCGGGGGGCGGCCGCCGUCAUCCUCACCUACGACGUGAACCAUGCUCAGAGCCUGCUGGAGCUGGAGGACAGGUUCUUGGGCCUGACGGACACGGUCAGCGCCGACUGCCUCUUCGCCGUCGUGGGAAACAAGGUGGACCUGAGUGAGGAGGGGCCCGGGGAGGGCGGCCAGGAAGGAGGGCAGGGCCCUGGGCCGGCUGGCGGUGGUGGCUGUGCCGCCCCCAGGCUGCCGAAGCAGGUGCAGCCAGAGGACGCGGUGGCCUUUUACAAAAAGAUCCUCCAGUACAGGAUGCUGGACGAAAAGGACGUGCCGGCCGCGGAGCAGAUGUGCUUCGAGACCAGCGCCAAGACCGGGCACAACGUGGAUCUGCUGUUUGAAACCCUGUUCGACAUGGUGGUGCCUGUGAUCCUGCAGCAGAGGGCCCAGGGGCUGUCGCAGACCGUGGACAUCGCCAGCUCCAGGCCGCCCGCACAGGCUGGAUCUGGGUGCUGCGCCUGA